This is a messenger RNA of Hyposmocoma kahamanoa, 2064 nucleotides long. Its product is annotated as pentatricopeptide repeat-containing protein 2, mitochondrial-like. The transcript is spliced from 9 exons. Gene Ontology annotation, cellular component: mitochondrion. Gene Ontology annotation, molecular function: RNA binding; protein binding. Gene Ontology annotation, biological process: multicellular organism development; mitochondrion organization; regulation of mRNA processing. The coding region runs from base 88 to 1236 and encodes 382 amino acids. The record is from RefSeq and is a predicted model, not a curated record. NCBI's taxonomy places the organism in Eukaryota, Metazoa, Arthropoda, Insecta, Lepidoptera, Cosmopterigidae.
GUCAAAUUGUCGGUCAAUUUUCUCUAACCUAAAAGAAUAUCGGCUGUUGAGUAAUUUGUUGGAAAAUAUUUAAAUCAAAAAUUUAAAAUGUCAUUCAUUGUGCGAACUUUAAUAAGGAACUCAUUGAAAUACAAUAUUCGUACAUUUACUCCGCUUCGGACUUUUCAUUUCACGCCAGUAUGCUGUCUAUAUUCACCGGCGUCACUUGGCGUUGACGGCUAUCUUCAAUCAAGGAAGAAGACCAAAGAACAGUUUGCAAACUUUGCUGAUAAGUUUCGAUCUAAGAUGAAGGAUUUUGUUGCUGACCCAAAGAACAUGGUGUUUACUGAAGAUUUGAAGAAUAUGGUUCACAUGGCUGAGCCUACUGACUUGGAACUGGUUGUUAAUAUGAUCAAGAAGUUCAACACUCAAAACACAGAAUUCAGGUUUGGAUCAUUUGUGUUUGGGCCUGUUGUGAUGAGAAUGUUCCACUUUUUAGAUGCACCUACAGAGGCUUUGCUGUGUUUCAAUGACCCAGCAAAUAGUGGAUUUUUUGACCAACUGAUCUCAUAUCAAAUCUUGUUAGAUCUCUUAUACAACCAUCAAAUGUAUGACGAAAUGUUCAAUGUGUUUGAAAAAAUAAAGGAACGCCAAAUUAAUAUGACUAAAUUCCCUAAAUAUCCUGUGGUUUUGAUAUUUGCUGCUUGCUAUAAACAAAAUACGCCUAAGAGUUUCGAGUACGCAUCUAAACUAUGGUCUGAAAUGGCCAGUGCAGGCACAAGCCCUCUACGGCGAGCAUGUACUUUCUUUGCUGCAUUGGCUUUGAAGCAAGGCGCUCCACACAUUGCGUUAGAGAGUAUACCACAACAAAAGCAAAAUUAUAUUACAAUGAGGAACAUAAAGGCAAGGGCUUUAGCAGAAAUGGGAAGAGCAGAUGAUGCCCUACCUGUGUUGAGACAAGUCUUGGAAAUUGACAGACCAGAUCAGAAAGACAAACAUACAUUCUUUGAGGAAACUGUAAUGAUGGUUCGAGAAGCAGUUGCGAAAACGAACAAUAAAGAUUUACAGAAACAGUUUGAUGAUAUCGAAAAUGCGCUGAAAGAUCGUGGACUUAUUGAUAAACAGACUUUGGAUCAAUUAGUAAAUUCAGAAAUAACAAAUUUGCCUAAGAAGCAAGAGCAACCUCGUGGCGUAUCAUUCCAGAAGAAGAUGCCUUUUAGCCAUCGCAGACCACAUCACCGACUUUACUCAGAAUGACAAUACUGAAAACGAUAUUCCUCGUGUACAGAACGUCAGUUGUAAAAUUGCAAUUUUUUUAAAGUUCGCUUGCAAUACGCACUUGUUGUCUGGGCAGUACGCUCAACGGUGAUAUUCUCUCUCUAGAACACGCAUUUAGCAGUUCUAAUCCAGUUGUGCCAACGUAAGCGAACUGCGCUAUUUUGCUGUUGGAAUCCAGACUAUCUGUACACACCCUUGUUAGUAUACCUUUAAAAUUUGUUAGUUAUGGUAUGUUUCUUGUAGUAUUUUUGUGUGUAAUUUGUGAACGCAGACGCGAACGAAUGGAACACGUGAGAAGAAAUUUGGGAAAUGUAUGUUAGUUUUUAUAUUUAAUGUUUUUGACGUGUCAAAAUUUGACAUAAUUGUGGUUAAUUAAAAACAAUAACGUGUCGUGAAUAAAUCUCAAUAUUGUAUUCUGAAUAAAGACACUGUUAUAUAAUCUGUAAAAGUUAUUUUAGACGUCUUACGGAUAUCUUGAAGCUUUUCCUUUUAUAUGAAUUAAGAAUGAAUGUAGACUUAAUUGAUGUAUGUCAAAACAGAAAUGAAAAAUUGGAUAGUUCAUAUGAUACAUUAAUUCAUAAAUCAGGAGCUCGCAACAAAUGACACCAAUUGUGUGUAAUGUCAUUCUUUAGGUUUAAUGCCACUUAGAACCUUUAUGCCCAGCGCUCACUGGCGCGGCGGGGCGUAUGGUAAGGGAUCCUUCGGCAUUUUUACAAAAGAUAUAAAAUUUAUAUUCAAGAGUAGAGAUGGCAAUAACAGCUACUUGUCAAUAAUGAAUUAUACUGCUAUGUUAUUUUUCAAUAACUG